This is a messenger RNA of Cladophialophora carrionii CBS 160.54, 948 nucleotides long. RefSeq lists its product as uncharacterized. NCBI's taxonomy places the organism in Eukaryota, Fungi, Ascomycota, Eurotiomycetes, Chaetothyriales, Herpotrichiellaceae. The transcript is spliced from 3 exons. The coding region runs from base 1 to 948 and encodes 315 amino acids. The record is from RefSeq and is a predicted model, not a curated record.
AUGGCUCUCUGGACCGGGUUCCCUACGCGUAUUGGAUUGAAAGACAUAGCAGAGUCAUCACCGCCGCCUCGAAGGCCACUUACCUGCCGAGCCAAGAGCGACGACUUUAAGCGGAAGCUCUCAUGCCGGUUCAUCCUUCCCGACGAGAUACUCGACAAUGCAGUGACGCAGGACCACGACUCUGAACCAAUUCUCCUGCAAAUGCCAUACGAGAUCCUGCUGGCAGUCUACGACAGCGUGGCCCACGCGCCGUCCCAAGUGGCACUGGCGUUGACGUGCAAACGCAUGGCACGAGCGGCGCGAGACGUCCAACUCUGCCUCUCACCCACUUCGGCCAAGUACGCGGGGUUUCUUCCGCGGGCUGUGUUUGACGUGCCGGAGCUUAUGACGCAGCUGAAGCCAUGGAUGCCGCCAGAGCUCCGUCUCUGCAACCACUGUCUGACCAAUCGACCCCGGCACGAGCAGUACUGGAACACCGUGGCCGGCUGCGAGGUGAGCAACUUCUGGAUCACCAAGACCGGGUGGGAGUUUCGCGACGCCAGCUGGCACAAGCAGGUCCACGACAUCUGUCCGGCGUGCCAUGCUUCGUGCAGCUUGAGCGAUUUUGUCGACUGCGAUGGGUGUCGAGCUCUCGGGCGGCUUGGCGACGUGGAUUGGUCGCGCGUGUCGGAUUCGUGGCGGAGAAGGACCGAAGAAGAACUCCGGGCCGUAUGCCGACUGAAGGAGCCGAAGAACGAACGCCGGCCCCUGGCGUGCGGUCGAUCAGGACCCGGUAUCGAAGGAGCCGCGGCCGCAGAUUUCAUGAAAGUCCCUAUGCACGGCCGCUCUGACGUCGAGCCAUACUCUUGGAUGGACGGGGUGUUACUUGAGCUUGAGAUUCUCGAGGCAGUCAACGCCUCAGGGAGUGGAUACCAGCAAGACUCUCAGUCGUUCGGCAGGCGGUCUUAG